Erinaceus europaeus (western European hedgehog) is the source of this 2668-nucleotide messenger RNA. RefSeq names its product cytochrome P450 2G1. Gene Ontology annotation, molecular function: iron ion binding; oxidoreductase activity, acting on paired donors, with incorporation or reduction of molecular oxygen, reduced flavin or flavoprotein as one donor, and incorporation of one atom of oxygen; heme binding. Gene Ontology annotation, biological process: xenobiotic metabolic process. NCBI's taxonomy places the organism in Eukaryota, Metazoa, Chordata, Mammalia, Eulipotyphla, Erinaceidae. Gene Ontology annotation, cellular component: cytoplasm; intracellular membrane-bounded organelle. The coding region runs from base 928 to 2196 and encodes 422 amino acids. The transcript has 8 exons. The record is from RefSeq and is a predicted model, not a curated record.
UGCAGGUUUCUCUCUCUCUCUUUCUCUCUGUCUCUCUCUCUCUCUCAUCUCUCCCCAUUCACUCCCAAUUCCUCUCUGUCCUAUCCAAUAAAAAAUAAAGGAAAGAAAGGCAAAAUGGCUACCUGGAGUGGUGGAUUCAUAGUGCUGGCACAGAGCUCCAGUAAUAACACUGGUGGCAAUAAAAAAUAAAAAUAAAUAAAAAAGAAAGUAAAGAAAAUACAAACUCAGAAUCUUGAAAUUUCAGAAUCUUAAAACUCUUGCAAAUAGACACUGUAACUUAGGAAUUAAAAUCCUUUAUUUUAAUUAUCUUUAUUUCUUCAAUGGAGAUAUCCAGAAGUUGAGAGGAUAGGGUAAGAUAGAGAGGGAGAGAGACAGAGAGACACCCGCAGCACUCCUUCACCACUUUCAAAGCUUUCCCUCUGCAGGUGGGGACCAGAGACUUGAACCCAGGUCCUUGUGCUUUGUAACAUGUGCACUCAACUAGGUACACCACCACCCAACCCCAGGACUUUAUAUCUUUAAACAUAAAAACUACUCUGAUUGCCUUGGAAGAUUUGGUAUCAUGAAACAUUAGACAUUUAGAAAUUCUGUAUUUCAGAAAGAGAAGUGUGGAUCCUGGAGGCCAUUUCAUCUAGGUCCAUCUUUGCACAGAUGAUGAAAUGAAGACCUGUGGAGGUGAUGUUGGUAGUCUUGUCCAGGAUCAGAGGUGCCAAGGUGUUUGUGCCCUCCUUUUCUCAAUAGUUUCCCUUCCAAGGACUCACCCAGGAAUCGCCUUUAUCUGUUAUUCCCACAUUUGCCUCUCUUUGAAAUAAUUCUCUUGCCAAAAUCUUGAUUCAUCUACAUGUGGUGCUCCAAUCAAACUCCACCUCUUAUGUCAUCCUUCACUCCCAGCUAAAGGAGAAAUAUGGCCCUGUCUUCACUGUGUACAUGGGACCUCGGCCGGUAGUUGUUUUGUGUGGACAUGAAGCAGUGAAGGAGGCCCUGGUAGACAAGGCAGAUGACUUCAGUGGCCGUGGAGAACUGGCUUCAAUUGAACGAAACUUUCAAGGUUAUGGGGUCGCUCUAGCUAAUGGAGAACGUUGGAGAAUUCUCCGACGUUUCUCUCUGACCAUUCUCCGGGACUUUGGAAUGGGAAAGCGAAGCAUUGAGGAGAGGAUCCAGGAGGAGGCUGGCUUCCUAUUAGAGGAAUUACGGAAGACCAAAGGUGAGCCCAUCGACCCCACUUUUUUCCUGAGCCGCACUGUCUCCAAUGUCAUCAGUUCCGUGGUCUUUGGAAGCCGCUUUGACUAUGAGGACAAGCAGUUCCUGAAGCUGCUGCAGAUGAUCAAUGAAAGUUUCAUUGAGAUGAGCACACCCUGGGCACAGCUGUAUGAUAUGUAUUCUGGGGUCAUGCAGUAUUUGCCAGGCAGGCACAACCGCAUCUAUUACUUGAUAGAGGAGCUCAAGGACUUCAUCGCCUCUAAGGUCAAGGUGAAUGAAGCCUCUCUGGACCCACAAAACCCUCGAGAUUUCAUCGACUGCUUUAUCAUCAAGAUGCACCAGGAUAAAAAUAAUCCCAACACAGAAUUCAAUCUGAAGAACUUGGUCCUCACCACUCUCAACCUCUUCUUUGCUGGCACAGAGACCGUGAGCUCAACACUGCGUUAUGGAAUGUUGCUGCUGCUGAAGUAUCCGGAGGUGGAAGUGAAGAUUCAUGAAGAGAUUGACCAGGUGAUUGGGCCACACAAGAUUCCGAGUGUGGAUGACAGGGUGAAGAUGCCUUACACAGACGCCGUGAUCCACGAGAUUCAGAGACUGACAGAUAUUGUGCCCAUGGGUGUCCCUCACAAUGUCAUCCGGGAUACUCAAUUCAGAGGCUACCUCCUGCCUAAGGGCACUGAUGUGUUUCCUCUGCUUGGCUCAGUCCUCAAAGACCCCAAAUACUUCCGCUACCCAGAUGCCUUCUAUCCCCAACACUUCCUGGAUGAGCAGGGCCGCUUCAGGAAGAAUGAAGCCUUUGUGCCUUUUUCCUCUGGAAAACGCAUCUGCCUGGGGGAGGCCAUGGCCCGCAUGGAACUCUUCCUCUACUUCACCUCCAUCCUUCAGAACUUCUCCCUACGAUCCCUGGUGCCACCCAAGGAUAUUGAUAUCACUCCAAAGGUGUCUGGCUUUGGCAACAUCCCCCCCACCUAUGAGCUUUGCCUCAUGGCCCGCUGAGUGCUCUCUACUGGGAUCAGAAGGAAGAUUCAAGAACAGAGCUCUGUCCUCAAGUCCUUCACCCACUCCUCUCUCUCUGACUUCUGCAGGCAUCCUUACGAAGCCACUGUUGCUACUUUCAUGGGCCCAUAGUAGAGCCAGGUCUCUGCAAGUAGGGUGCUGUCUUUCCUUGAUUACAAAAAUCAACAUCUUGCUGAAGAAUUUAAGGAUAGCUUGCCAAAUUUACAUUCUCCUGGUCAUCUCUGACUUCCUCUUGUAGAUUCCAUGUCUGUGUUGUUGUCUUUCUGUCCUGAUCAUGACCAAAAUGUAGACUUCACUCCCUUCCACAUUAGUUCUGGGGCAUAGAACUUUGGUGGUGGGUGUGAUGUGGAACUAUACCCUAUAAUCUUACAAUUUCACAACCCACUACUAAUCAUAAUAAAUAAUGGUUUGACAAAAAAAAACAAACAAAUAAACAAACAAAAAAUCCUGA